GGCGCGGCGGCGGCGGAGGCGGGGGAGGACUUGGAGGGUGCGUGAAGGCGCUUGCAUCGAUCGCGCGGGGCGACCGGCGGCGGCCGCUCAGUCCGCCGGGACGGCCGGCGAGAACGCGCGUGUGAUGCGCCACCGCUGAGAUGGCCGGCGCUCGGGCGCUCGUGGCCGCCUGCUGCUGGUGGUGGCUUACGAUCGCAGCCGCCACCGAGCUAGAUCUGCUGGGCGCUCUGUCGCUACACAACACGUCGCGCGCCGGCGUGAGCGUCGCGCCGGGCAUGCAGCCGCAGCGCACCGCCUACACCCUGCAAGGGGAUUCGCGGUCGCUGCAGGUGGAAGGCGCGGCGUUCGAGCGCGCCGCCGAGCUGCUGCGCAGGUCGCCCGAGUUCACGGUGCUGGCUUCCCUCAAGCAGGAGCCUGCCAACUCCGGCACCAUUCUCUCUUUCUCCCACGGGUACAACAGGUACCUGGAGGUGCAGUCGAGCGGACGCCGGGACGAAGUGCGCCUGCACUACGUAGCGGCGGGAGAGGCGCGCGAGGCAGGCGAGGCGCGCGUGGAGACGUUCCCGUUCCGGCUCGCGGACGGCGCGUGGCACCGCCUGGCGCUGGCCGUGUCGGGCGCGCAGGCCACGCUCCUCGUCGACUGCCAUCCACUCUACCGUCGCCUCAUCGCGCCGCCCGAUCGGAACUUCACACAGCCGCAACUCACGCUCUGGGUGGGACAGAGGAAUAGCAAGCAUUCAUUAUUCAAGGGUACUCUACAAGACGUGCGGCUGGUGAGCGGGCCGCACGGCUACCUGGCGCAGUGUCCGGGGCUGGACUCGGAGUGCCCCACGUGUGGCCAGUUCGCGCUGCUGCAGGCCACCGUGCAGGAGCUCACCACGCACAUCCAUGACCUUUCGCUUAAGCUGGUGGGCGCGGAGGCGCGGCUGGCGCGGCUGGAGCAGUGCGACUGCCAGAAGUCGUGCUACUCCAACGGCUCCGUGCACGCCGACGGCGCCACCUGGAAGUCCGGGGACUGCAAUCGCUGCUCCUGCGUGCACGGCGAAAUAACGUGCAGGCCAGUUGAGUGCGAAAGGACCGACUGCAAAAACCCAGUGCUGCCUCCCGGAGCAUGCUGUCCAACGUGUUUAAGGCACUGCUUGCUGAAGGGCACGCUAUACGAGCACGGCGACCGGUUCGCGCCGAAGGAGUGCGCGGAGUGCGUGUGCCACGACGGCAACAUGCAGUGCACGCGCGUCGACCCCGACAGCGCGUGCCCGCCGCUGCCCUGCGACCCGCCCGACCAGUUCACCGUGCCCGGCGAGUGCUGCAAGUUCUGUCCAGGAGUGGACUACUGCAGUAUGGGGCACACAUGCGACGAGAAUGCGACAUGUAUGAAUCUCAACACCAAGUACACUUGUAAAUGCAACCAGGGCUUCGAAGGCGAUGGCAUUACUUGUGAAGAUGUGGACGAAUGUAGUGAAGCCGGCGGUCUGUACGGACACCACUGCCACUCCAACACGCGCUGCGUCAACGUGGUGGGCGGCUACGUCUGCCAGUGUCUGCCCGGGUAUACCAGGAGAGACAAGUUCAAUUGCGUCGAGGUGGACGAGUGCGCGGGCGACACGCACGGCUGCCACGAGGCGGCGGAGUGCAGCAACACGCCCGGCUCCUACACGUGCCGGUGUCGCGACGGCUACGAGGGCGACGGCUACACCUGCACGCCGAUCUGCACGGGCGGGUGCCUGAACGGCGGGUCGUGCGUGGCGCCGGAGCGCUGCUCGUGCGGCGCCGGGUUCGGCGGCGCGCGCUGCGAGCGCGACCGCGACGAGUGCCGCGACCCCGACGUGUGCGCGCGCAGCGCCGAGUGCGUCAACACGCCCGGCUCCUACUACUGCGUGUGCCGCGCCGGAUACCGGAAAGACCCGUUGCGGGACCAUUGUGAAGAUGUAGACGAGUGCGCGCUCGGCGAGGACACGUGUCCGAAGCACGCGCGCUGCGUCAAUACCGACGGCGGCUUCAGCUGCGAGUGCGAAGUGCCCGACUGCGAGUUAGGAUGCUGGUGGCAGGGCGAGAUGAAGCGGGACGGGUCGCACUGGAGCGAGGCGGGCGGCUGCCGCGCGUGCGCCUGCAGCCGCGGCGUGGCCGCCUGCCGCCGCGCGCCCUGCGCCUGCGACGACGGCAACUCCACCGCGCAGGUGUUGGGGUUCGCCCCGGCGGCGUGCUGCCCGCACUGCGAGCCGCGGUUCCACUGCCGGCACCAGGAGAUGCACCACGUCACCUUCCGCAGCGGCGAGCGCUGGCUCUACCAGUGCCAGAUCUGCGAAUGCCUGCUGGGCGAGGUGGACUGCUGGGAGCCGGCGUGCGAGGAGAGCGGCGCGUGCUGCGCGCGCGAGGGAGCGGGACAGGGCUUGUGGCGCGCGCACCGCCUGCAGCUGGCCGGCUGCCAGCUGCCGCACUGCCGCGCCUGCCAGGGAGGCCAGUGUGCUACUUUGGUGAGCAAUCUCGCGUGUUGUGUGCAUCGAGCGGGGCCGGGCUGGACGCUGGCGCUGGCGCUGGCGGCGGCGUGGGCGCGGCGCGCGCGGGCCGGGGCGCAGCACCGCAAGCACCGCGGCGCGCGGCGCUAGAGCUGGAGCCGCCCUGAGCCGCGCCGACCCCUGACUAUUUAUUCUAGAUAGACCUAAUGUUAACCAAUUGCGGCGGGCGCGCGCACGCCGAGGCCUUAACUUAGCGGCGGCGGCGCCCGCCCGCGGCGCCCGGAACCGCCAUGUGAUACUGUAUUAUAACGCGCGGUUGCGAUAGUGUCGAAUAUAUCAAAGUAUUUUAUCUUCGUUAUAGCAAUAUUAUAGUGUUAUCGAGUAGUUAGGUUAUAGAACGGUGUGCCGCGAAUCUUGAUCAAAUGCCUUUAUUAUAAUUAGUGCGGCGCGUGGAGCGAGCGGUUCCGGCGCCGAUGUAUUUCGUGCUCCCGACUCGCGUGACGUUCACCUUGCACCUGGACCCGUUCGAGCCGGCCGGGUGCACUGGGCUCCUAAAUACGUAAAUCAUUGUUAUAUUCACCUUAUUCUAUUAAGGUUAUAAUAUAGGUUAACCUAAUGUAGGUACUAUAGUCAGCUGCAGGGAAAUGUGACCCUCCCCCCUGCAUAGAAGUUUGUAUGCAAAGGUGCUAAGCAAUAUUAUUGCUGACUGUACGUAUUUUUAUGACAGCCACUGUCUGGCCGGCUUUAUUUUUACUGUCUCGAGUGUUUGUUAUUGCAAAGUUUGUAACACUAGUCGCGACGGGAGCGUUAAAUAAUUAGUAGGCAAUAGAAGAUUUUCGCUUGUAGAAAGUAAGUUCGUGGGUGUCGAUGUGUAGGGUGUAAGGUCACGCGAGAGGCGCAUGCGGCGCGGCACGAGGUUGUGAUAGAGCGAGUGCGAGUGUGCUCGUGCGGCGCCGAGCCCUCCGCCCGGCGCGUUCUCACCGCUACAACUUAGGUACUCUUCGAAUUCUAAAUUUAAACAAUACGUCGAUCGCUUCAAAUUAUUAUACUAGACUUAUAACGGUACUAUUUAGCUAUUGUUGUGAAUAUUGUAUAGUGUCGCUACAUUUGCUGUGAACACGCCGCGCGGAGGGCGCGAUUACUGAUUAGUGUAGUGUAGGCUGCGGGCGCGCGGC
Messenger RNA from Cydia fagiglandana, 3631 nucleotides. RefSeq names its product protein kinase C-binding protein NELL1-like. The record is from RefSeq and is a predicted model, not a curated record. Bases 141 to 2606 code for a protein of 821 amino acids. Lineage: Eukaryota; Metazoa; Arthropoda; Insecta; Lepidoptera; Tortricidae. Gene Ontology annotation, molecular function: protein binding; calcium ion binding; heparin binding. The transcript is spliced from 18 exons.